This is a messenger RNA of Penicillium brevicompactum, 1722 nucleotides long. Its product is annotated as Tti2 family protein. Gene Ontology annotation, cellular component: centrosome; cytosol; nucleoplasm. The transcript is spliced from 4 exons. Bases 1 to 1722 code for a protein of 573 amino acids. The record is from RefSeq and is a predicted model, not a curated record. Lineage: Eukaryota; Fungi; Ascomycota; Eurotiomycetes; Eurotiales; Aspergillaceae.
AUGGAUCAGCUUCGCAAAGGAGCACGUGAGGCUCUAGAGAAAAACCCCGGCAAACUGCCUAAGGAUUCAUUUCCCUUCGCUUCGACUGCGCGGGAGUUUGAGUUGGAUCAACUAUGGCAAGAUAUUGUUGCACAGGACCAUUCCACCCAUCGGAAGAUUUGCGAGAGCCUUGUCCUGACGACAGGCUUCAUCAGUCAUUGGGACUUUGUAUUGCCCAACAAUGCAGGCCCUCGAUCACUUGAUCACACCGAGACUAAAGCUGUGAACAAUCUGUUCAACUGGGCCAGUAACGCUGCUUUGCCCUCGUCGGACUUCGCAAUCAAUUUCGAGGAAACAGCUGGUUUGUCCGACGACAUUGUCCAAUCCCAGACCGAGAGCCAGUUUAGAUCAGCACUAGCACUUGAGCUCCUGCUGGCUUUGAACAAAACUUUGGCCAACACUCCUAAACCCAGUUUAGAUGUUGUAGCAGAUGUCCUCCUCGCAGGGGCAUGUUUCAAGAACAAGGCGAACCCAUGGACUACAUCAGAUAGCCAUGAGACAGCUUCGAAGCUCAUUGACACAUGGACUCAGACCACUCGUCAAAACAACACUUUCUGGCCUGCUAUCGAUAUCAUUCUCAAGGAGAGGAUUCGACCUCUUUUUGCAAACACAAGAAACCCCGCCAUUACCAGUGCGGGCCGCAAGAAUUUCCAUCCUCAGACUUUGCCUCGGUUUGGUUCGAACGGUUUGGACGAGUCAUCAAAGCCUUGGAAGACCACAGAUGUCUAUGUUGCCUCUGUGUUGUCGUGGAUUCUCUCGCAAUAUAAUCCCGAGGACAAGCUUCAAUUCGAAACACACUUCCCGCUCUUUGUUCCAACUAUACUAGCAAUGAUUGAUGACAAUAACCUUCCCUUCAAGACCGAAGGCUGUCGUCUGCUCAGCCAGCUGCUGCUGCCCAUUCGAGAAAGUGGAUCAGAUAUUCUACGCCGAACAAACUUAACGUCCGUCUUCGAAGAAGCCGUCACGCCAUGUCUUCUUUCUAUUCCCACAAUCACUCCGGAAGACAUGUCCCUAACUCUACUGGGAGUCGCGUAUCCAGCACUCCUCGAUACUCUAAAGACAGCCUACAGUGGCAACUUUCAAUCCGGGCGAGAUAAAGAAGCCUAUACAACUGGACUCGCGAACAUUCUCCGAUCAAACCUCAUAUCCUCUUUCCACCAUAUAAGCUCCAGCACCCCAGCUUCUGGCUCAACAACGGCCUCUUUUCCAUACCCUCGCCUUUCAAGCUUCCUCCUUGAGAAAACCACCACUUUCAUCGACGAGCUAGGCAUCCACACUACGAAAUACCUUCAAGAGAUGAUACCUGUUCUUUACACCACACUUUCAAAUCCCUUCGGAACUGCACAUCCUCCAUUGCUGCGCGCAGCAACGGCAGCCACGCAGGCAGUUAUCAAAAAUGCCCAUCCGCGUAUCUGGCGUUGGCGUGGUGAGAUAUUAAGUGGAAGCAGUUCUUGCUGGCUUCACAUUGCCGCGGAUGAAAAUAAGGAGUCUGCGCCACAGCUGGACAAGUUGAAGAGCGAGUUACAGCAGACAACAAGGCUGCUUAAACAUGUUCUGCAGAACCCUGUUCCUAUCGCUGGUGACACACCAGAACCUGGGCAACAGCAAGCGAUGGAGAGCAUGCAAGAGGAGCUGCAAAGCCUUGUCGAUGCUGACGCUGAGCUCAAACUUCUUUACAAUUAA